Messenger RNA from Lindgomyces ingoldianus, 492 nucleotides. Its product is annotated as NADH-ubiquinone oxidoreductase-like protein subunit. The record is from RefSeq and is a predicted model, not a curated record. Gene Ontology annotation, biological process: mitochondrial respiratory chain complex I assembly; response to oxidative stress. The transcript has 8 exons. Gene Ontology annotation, cellular component: membrane. NCBI's taxonomy places the organism in Eukaryota, Fungi, Ascomycota, Dothideomycetes, Pleosporales, Lindgomycetaceae. Bases 14 to 427 code for a protein of 137 amino acids.
CCACCACCCCACCAUGUCGACCCUCCUAAGGACGCUGAGGAAUCUUCGCAGGGUAGGAAUCAAGGAUUACUGCCACCAGCUUGCGAACAUCGGUGACACCAAAGCCGGAACUUUCAUUGCAAAGGACCAAUUUGGCAACAAAUACUAUGAGAACUUGGAAGAGGAGCUCCCCCUGAGAACUCGAUGGGUAGACUACAAAGAACAAGAGUUUGACCCGUCCCAAAUCGAGCCUGGCUGGCAUGCCUGGAUCUCCUACGCGGUCGACAAGCCCCCUACCCAAGACCCCAUUCUCCAGCGGCAAGUUCGUGAAUGGGAGCCAAAGGAGCACCGACCGACAUUGACGUGGAGUCAAUCGGGCUACAAGCCAUACAGCACAACUAAGAACAAGUAUGCCGCCUGGGCGCCAGUUGUGAAGGCUCGACAGUAAACACCAGCCUCUUUCCUAAGCCAGUCACUGUACAUACAAACAAUUUAUCCAGCAUCUCUUGAUCG